Molecule: messenger RNA, 432 nt
Organism: Ilex paraguariensis (yerba mate)
Lineage: Eukaryota; Viridiplantae; Streptophyta; Magnoliopsida; Aquifoliales; Aquifoliaceae
Source: the annotation of a GenBank genome assembly
AUGUCUCCAAUUCUAGCUGGGUUUGCUUACACUAUGCUUGAUGUAAUUUGCCUUAAGAUGGAUAUGGAUGUGGCUGAAAUGAAGGUUGUUCGCCAAACAAUUGAAGUGGGAACCCAAACUGCUACUACAUUGAAGGGUCAAGUGAGUAUAAAUCGCCAAGCAUCUCCAUUUUUUUGUUGGUCUCGCAUUUUGCCAACUCUGAUGUCUAUAUCUCAUCAAUCUCGAACUUGUGCAGCUGAACAAAUGGGUCGUAUUGUUAAUGAACUUGAUACAAUUCAGUUCUCUAUCAAAAAAGCCUCUCAGCUUGUGAAGGAGAUUGGUAGGCAGAUUAUGCAUCCCAACAAUAAAAGCAUCAGAGAUAUCCCCGGAUUGGCUCCUCCAGCUCCGACAACAAGGAGAUUGUUGUAUCUGAAGGCUGGGGAAACAGUUUGA